This is a messenger RNA of Gastrolobium bilobum, 1216 nucleotides long. Its product is annotated as probable acetyltransferase TAP2. Gene Ontology annotation, cellular component: cytoplasm. The transcript has 8 exons. Bases 128 to 886 code for a protein of 252 amino acids. The record is from RefSeq and is a predicted model, not a curated record. Lineage: Eukaryota; Viridiplantae; Streptophyta; Magnoliopsida; Fabales; Fabaceae. Gene Ontology annotation, molecular function: N-acetyltransferase activity.
AAGAAUGAGAAGAAUGUGGUGGAAGAGCGAGACACACACACACACACAAGUCUAAGCAUAACCAAUCAUCAAGUAUCCGAGUGUUGAACGGGUGGACAAGACACAAAAGCAGUUAACAUUCUCAAAAAUGCUAACCCUCAAUCUUAAUGCUUCCUCUUCUUUGUUUUCGUCGUUCUCAGUUUUUCCCUUUCAUGGCAAUUAUACACUGUCUAAUCAAAAUCAGUUAUUACUUCCUUCCAAUCUUAAUUACUCCUUUGCUACUACAGCAACGAGAAAGUUGAAGACUUUUCAGCUCAAGGCUGGAUUCUGGGAAUCAAUUAAAUCUGGGUUGGUAAAGAAUAACACAACGCAAGUCAUCGAUCCACCCUCCACAGAUGAAGAAGAUGAAGAACCUCUGCCUCAAGAGUUUGUCCUUGUUGAAAAGACUGAACUUGAUGGAACAAUUGAGCAAAUAAUAUUCUCUUCGGGUGGAGAUAUUGAUGUUUACGAUCUUCAAGCCCUCUGUGACAAGGUAGGGUGGCCGCGUAGGCCAUUGUCAAAAUUAUCUGCUGCUUUGAAAAAUAGCUAUAUUGUGGCCUCACUGCAUUCUAUAAGAAAGUCACCUGGGUCAGAGGGGAAUGAACAGAAGAGAUUAAUUGGCAUGGCCCGUGCUACAUCAGACCAUGCCUUCAAUGCCACAAUUUGGGAUGUCCUAGUUGAUCCUGGCUACCAGGGUCAAGGUCUUGGUAAAGCUCUUGUAGAAAAACUGAUUCGAGCGCUUCUGCAAAGGGACAUUGGCAAUAUAACUCUGUUUGCAGAUAGUCAAGUUGUGGAAUUUUAUCGUAAUUUAGGUUUUGAAGCUGACCCAGAGGGCAUAAAAGGCAUGUUCUGGUAUCCAAAUCACUGAUUGCAACCAUUCAAAAGCUUGCUUAUGCAUCUGUUUACAUUGGUUAACAUUGCAACCAUGAAGUAUAUAAAGGAGCAGCAAUUGCAAGUUUGCCUUUUAAUUACAAUCUGAAAGUAUAAAGAUUGGAUAUCAAUGUUGACAUGUUGUAAUUAUAGUGUUAGGUGCUAGCUAAUAAUUCUUUUUUCCGAAGUUUUGCUACUUUUUAAACAGAUCAACAUGAAGCUUUGGUUAAAGAGCCAGAUUCAUAUAUUAUCAGUGUACUUGCUUUAUAUAUGAAAAACCUGAGGUCAGUUAUUACUUAUUUUUGGGGGGAAGUAAUGCCAAAAAUUU